AGGUAAUGCGCUGGUGGUCAAAUGCAUCAUUAUCCUCGCUAUUUCUCGUAGUUGCCAUCGCAUUCGACCCAUUGGAAAACGCAAUUCUAUCAGAUCGAUCAGCAAAGCAGCUACCAUUUCUAUUGACUUCCGGACAGACUUCAGCAGAUAAUCAAAGGUUCUAUCCUUUCCCGUUUGGACUAUACAACAGCGGGGUUGCACAUCCUCAAGAAUAUGACAAUAGUCUAUACUCUAACACUAGAAGAAAUAGAAGGAAUGGAAAUAUCAAGCGGUUCACAUGCCGUUUCAAAUUCUGCCGACUCUUCGACGAAUGAGCUGGCUACGAGAACACGACGGUCAAAUGUCCUUUAUUUCCAAGCUGUUCAUAGAAGAUGGUCUUGGCUGUAAAUAAAACUAAGUUG
Cylicocyclus nassatus is the source of this 401-nucleotide messenger RNA. Lineage: Eukaryota; Metazoa; Nematoda; Chromadorea; Rhabditida; Strongylidae. The record is from the annotation of a GenBank genome assembly.